Messenger RNA from Canariomyces notabilis, 924 nucleotides. RefSeq lists its product as uncharacterized. The transcript is spliced from 3 exons. NCBI's taxonomy places the organism in Eukaryota, Fungi, Ascomycota, Sordariomycetes, Sordariales, Chaetomiaceae. Bases 1 to 924 code for a protein of 307 amino acids. The record is from RefSeq and is a predicted model, not a curated record.
AUGCCACCCAAAAGAAAAUCUAAAGACGCCCCAUCCUCGAAUAAUCCUCCUCCGUCCCGUGCUCGCGUUGAUGGAGCCUCGAAACGCUCAUCCGCCCCUGAUGGCAACGACCAGGAUAGCGACGCCUUUGUGCCUAAGCCGGCCAAGCGAGCCAGAAAAGCCCCGGCAAGGACCGCCAGACUCGACGCGAACAUAGAUGACGAGCUGGCAGAUAUUGGGCGCGCCGGCUCCAAGCCAACCACCAUCGAAGAGCAUUUGAUGGACCAAAACAAGAAAUCCAAGGACUUCAUCCAACACUUCAAAGAACAAGUGGCUCAAGGCCAAGACAGAGUUCUCGAGACGCUAUCGAAGCUCAGGCAAGAUCUCAUGACUCACCAUUCUUCACUUCCUCCACAGGAAGCCAAUGACGACGGCCUAUCCGAGAUGUACGCAACGCUGCAUGCAGCCGCUCAAACCCUUUCAACGGACGACAACCCCCUUUUUGAGCACACCCAGCUGCUCCUGCGCCUGAGCCGGUCCAUCUUGAAGUGCUACGCUAAAACAGAGGCCGAGACGCGCGGAAAUUACGGCACGGGGGCGCUGGCGUCACUGUCUCCCCGUAAAGUGUGGGAGCAGGAUGAGGAGGGCAUGAGCAAGCUGUUGGCGUGCGGCAAGGAGGUUGCGCUGAAGGCCGUCGAGGGUUGGAUUAACCCCAGCUCUACGGAGGCCAGCUCUUCCGAUGGGCCUCUUGCGGAGGGCGAUGGUGAGGUGGAUGGUGCCGAGGAGGUGGACGGGUUGGCAAGGGGGUUGUUUGGCAAGAGCAAUGCCAAGGCGAAGGCUGAGAGUUGGGGACUGGGGGCUAAGAGGCAGAUGCUUGCUUUGGCGGCGGUGGUUAGGACUUUGGAGCAUGGAAAGGGUGGUGUUGACGAGAAUCAGGGGCAGUAA